AUGAUGAGUCGCUCCCCGUCACCAGACACGGUCCUCAACGCGCCUUUGGUGUCCUCGUCGUUGGCCCCCCCGCGGGAUAUCAAAAGUGCGGGGACAACGAGGAUAGACUUUGAUGGACUGCUCCGUGAACCUCUUCUGUUGAAGGAGGAUCUCAAGAAUGGAUGUGGUGGUCAACUGUGGCCAGCAGGCAUGGUUCUGUCAAAAUAUAUGCUGUCAAGGCAUGCCACCGAUAUGGCAGGGAAAACAAUCGUGGAGUUGGGAGCCGGCGGUGGACUCGUCGGAUUGGCGGUGGCCCGUGGGUGCGAGAUCGGUCUCCCUCUACACAUCACGGAUCAAAUACCCAUGUUCGACCUGAUGAAAGAUAACAUCGCGCUCAACCAACUCGACUCGACCGUGGUUGCAUCGGUCCUGGACUGGGGAGAGCCCAUCCCCAGUCAUGUUCCCUCCAAACCCGAUGUCAUCCUAGCGGCCGAUUGUGUCUACUUCGAACCCGCGUUCCCGCUGCUCAUCACCACGCUGCAAGAUCUGUUGGGUCCGAACUCGGUCUGUUACUUUUGCUACAAGAGGCGGCGUCGGGCGGAUUUGCGGUUCAUGAAGAUGGCCAAGAAGGCCUUUGAUGUGCAGGAGGUGCGCGACGAUCCACAUGCGGCCGAGUAUAGUCGAGAAUCUCUGUACAUGUACACGAUCCGUGUCAAACCUACCAAGCAACCCGCGACAUCAAAGCAGAUACCAGCUACCAAAGAGACUACCUUGUUGGUGACAGAGGUGGAAAAGCAAGACUGA
Penicillium oxalicum is the source of this 783-nucleotide messenger RNA. RefSeq lists its product as uncharacterized. The record is from RefSeq and is a predicted model, not a curated record. NCBI's taxonomy places the organism in Eukaryota, Fungi, Ascomycota, Eurotiomycetes, Eurotiales, Aspergillaceae. Bases 1 to 783 code for a protein of 260 amino acids. The transcript is spliced from 2 exons.